Messenger RNA from Nycticebus coucang (slow loris), 5601 nucleotides. Its product is annotated as solute carrier family 23 member 1-like. Gene Ontology annotation, cellular component: membrane. The record is from RefSeq and is a predicted model, not a curated record. Lineage: Eukaryota; Metazoa; Chordata; Mammalia; Primates; Lorisidae. Bases 109 to 1932 code for a protein of 607 amino acids. The transcript is spliced from 12 exons. Gene Ontology annotation, biological process: transmembrane transport. Gene Ontology annotation, molecular function: transmembrane transporter activity.
UUAAGUCAGCCAAGGAGAAGUUAAUCCUCCUCUCCAGAACAGCUUCACCCCUUGUUCUGCGUUCUUGCUGCCCCAGAGGAAGCCAGGAGGUUGCCCGUCCCAGUGUCCAUGAACUCUGCCAUCACUAGCAGUGCGCACCCCGGCCCCUCGCAGAUGGCUGAUGGUGUGCUCGGCUCCCACACUGAUGACCAAGGCAGGAAGAAGGACGAGCAGCCCGGGAAUCCCACCAGCAGCCUGGCCUAUAGCAUCUUGGACGUCCCUCCGUGGUAUCUCUGUAUCUUCUUGGGGAUCCAGCACUUCCUCACGGCCCUGGGGGGACUCGUGGCCGUGCCACUCAUUCUGGCCAAGGACCUGUGCCUGCAGCAUGACCCCCUGACCCAGAGCUACCUCAUCAGCACCAUCUUCUUCAUCUCCGGUAUCUGCACUCUCCUGCAAGUGCUUUUUGGGGUUAGGCUGCCCAUUCUCCAAGGUGGAACAUUUGCGUUUGUGGCACCCUCUCUGGCCAUGCUCUCCCUUCCUGACUGGAAGUGCCCCGAGUGGACGCUCAAUGCCAGCCAGGUGAACACCAGCUCUCCAGAAUUCACUGAGGAAUGGCAGAAGAGGAUACGAGAGUUGCAGGGCGCCAUCAUGGUGGCUUCCUGUGUCCAGAUGCUGGUGGGCUUUUCAGGCCUCAUCGGCUUUCUCAUGCGCUUCAUUGGCCCUUUGACCAUUGCUCCGACCAUCUCCCUGGUGGCCCUACCUCUCUUCGAUUCUGUGGGCAACGACGCUGGGAUCCACUGGGGGAUUUCUGCCAUGACCAUCUUCCUCAUCGUGCUGUUUUCUCAGUACCUGAAAAACAUCGUGGUGCCGCUGCCCGUUUACGGAAGAGAGAAGUGCCACACCGCCAAGUUCUACCUGUUUCAGGUGUUCCCUGUGCUGUUGGCCCUCUGCAUCUCCUGGCUUGUCUGCUUCGUGCUCACGGUCACCAACGCCCUCCCCACGGUCCCCUCAGCCUACGGGUACCUGGCCCGCACUGACACCAAAGGCAGCGUCCUGAGCCAGGCCCCUUGGUUUCGCUUCCCUUACCCAGGACAGUGGGGCGUCCCCACCGUGAGCCUGGCAGGGGUCUUCGGGAUCAUUGCAGGGGUGAUCUCCUCAAUGGUGGAGUCAGUAGGUGAUUAUUAUGCCUGUGCCCGGCUGGUGGGGGCCCCACCCCCUCCAAAGCACGCCAUCAACCGUGGCAUUGGCAUUGAAGGCCUUGGCUGCCUCCUGGCAGGAGCCUGGGGGACAGGGAAUGGCACCACCUCCUACAGUGAGAAUGUCGGGGCUCUGGGCAUCACCAAGGUGGGGAGCAGGAUGGUGAUUGUCGCCGCAGGCUGUGUGCUGCUCCUGAUGGGCAUGUUUGGGAAGAUCGGGGCUGCAUUCGCUACCAUCCCAACCCCCGUGAUUGGAGGCAUGUUCCUGGUCAUGUUUGGAGUCAUCACUGCUGUGGGCAUCUCCAAUCUGCAGUAUGUGGACAUGAACUCAUCCAGAAACCUCUUUGUCUUUGGCUUCUCCAUCUACUGUGGGCUCGCCAUUCCCAACUGGGUGAACAAGAACCCCAGGAUCCUCCAGACAGGGAUCCUCCAGCUGGACCAGGUCAUCCAGGUGCUGCUCACCACAGGCAUGUUUGUCGGUGGAUUUCUGGGCUUUGUCCUGGACAACACUAUCCCUGGAAGUCAGGAGGAGCGAGGCCUCCUGGCGUGGAAUCAAUUCCAGGAGGAGUCUGAGGAGACCCUGAAGGCCUCAGAGGUCUACUGCCUCCCCUGGGGGAUUGGCACCAAGUUCUGCACAUCUCCCUGCACCUGGCACCUGCCCUUCUGGCCCACCAAAAGAUCAGGAGGAGGGACAGGGGAGGUGGGCCAGAGCCAGCACAGCCUCUGUUCCCGGGAAUCCUCAGAAACCGGGAUGUGAGAACGAUCCCUCACCACAACCCACCCACCGGGGAACAGGCUGAUCCGUGCCCUCCACACCCACACGCAUGACCGCCAAAGAAGUGCAAGAUCAGCCAGCGCGCUCCCAGCUGGCCGCGGUCCCCAUGCCCAGCCUCAAGCGCAAGGUGGCCAGGUGUCCACAGGCAGCCCUCUGUCCCACAUGCCCUGGGCAGUAUUUUGAUGUGUUUGGAGGAAGAGGUCUGCGCUAGGGCAGAGGUGGGGACAGGGAUGUUGGCUGAGAGAGGAUGGUUCUGUGCUUCUACCAAGGGUCAGGGUCCCUGCAGCUGCUGUGUCCCCUCCGUUUCUGGGCUGGGAAGUGGUGGAGAGCCCCUGCUGUUCCCACACCCUGAGUUGUGCUGCAGCCCCCUCCAUGUCCAGAAGCUGCAGUCUGGUCUUGUCUAGCAUGAAGGCCAGCGGUCUGUGUGUUUCCAUCACACUCUGCUGUCCCUUAGCUCCCCUGGUCUCCCCAGUGCUCUGCUGCCUGUCCUUCAGCAGUUAUGGACCAGGGGACUUAAGACCCCUUCCAGGGAGGGCAGGGGGCCAAAGUCCAGGUGUGGUAGGGCUGGACUUCGCAUGCUCAGACCCCAGACUCUUUGUCUACCAGAGUGGACUGCAGGCUGCUGGGAAGUUGAGCCAAGUCUGCUAUCCUGGGCUUCUCCAGAAACUUUUACUAUUUCCCUAGGGGACUCAAUCUUAUGACUUCAACUUUUGAUGGGCACCGUAUUGAACUAGCAAGAAAAAAAGUCCAUGGUGUUUCUCAAUACCUCCUUCCAUCAAGAACUCUAUCCUUGCUUGGCCAAACUCUCUCCUUCAGGAGAAGGAAGGGGAGACAUUUUGCUGGGGGUGGGGAGGGAAACAGUUGACAUUGUUCCAGAGGCUCCUCUGCCCUCCACUCUGAAUGUUCACUCAUCUCUGCGUGGCAUGGGGGAAGUUGACCCUCUGACCUACUUUUCAAGGCUUGUUGAUUCUGUCUGCCAUCAUGUUUGCCAAGAAGUGUGUGUGUUUUGUGUGUUAAAAGUAGGGCUGGUGUGUGUGUGGGGUCCACCAAGUACAUCUGUCACUAAUACGGAUAUGAGAGCUACGCAUCCCUGCUCUGAGUGCACGCAUGGUAGAGAUGGGUGUGUGCUGGGAGGCUGAGCAGGGUGCACACACUGUGCUCUCAGCCUUGUUUCCUUCCCUCCCAGAACUCCUCCAUUAAAAGCUUCCAUCAGCCUUUCAUGCCACAGAUGUCUUUUUUUUUUUUUUUUGGAGACAGAGUUUCAUUCCAUUGCCCUUGGUAGAGCACUGUGGCAUCACAGCUCACAGCAACCUCCAGCUCUUGGGCUUAGGCGAUUCUCUUGCCUCAGCCUCCCGAGUAGCUGGGACCACAGGCACCCACCACAACAUCUGGCUAUGUUUUGUUGCAGUUUGGCUGGGGCCGGGUUUGAACCCACCACCUUUGGUAUAUGGGGCCGAUGCCCUACUCACUGAGCCACAGGCACUGCCCCACAGGUAUCUUUUAAUACCUGCAUGAACCCGAAAGUGGGAGGGGUCACUAGGUGAGCAGGAGGGGCCUACGACCUGGCUUUGGGAUAGGGAGACAGAAGUAUUUCUCCCAGAGGGGGAAUACUAGUGAAAUCCGUUAGACCAAUGGUUCUCAAUCUUCCUAAUGCCAUGACCCUUUAAUACAGUUCUUCAUGUUGUGGCGACCCCAACCAUAAAAUUAUUUUCGUUGCUACUUCAUUACUGUAAUUUUUGCUACUGUUAUGAAUCAUAAUGUAAAUCUCUGAUAUUAGGUGACCCCUGUCAAAGGGUUGUUUGGGUUGCUACCCACAGGUUGAGAUUAGACCUUGGAUUCCCCUCAGUUUUUCUGUGUGGUGGGAACACAAGCCCAUGGGGAAAAGACUAAUAGAGAAGAAGGAGAUGACCUUCAGUGCAUGCAAUUACAGGCCCACACAGGUAGGGCUAUAUAAUUCUGACUUUAUUGGGUGAUGGGUUCAGAGUGGCCAAUCUUAAAGAUCAUUCCUGGGGCAUUUUGAACCAAGGCCCUGAUGUCUCCAAAACUGCUUGUGAGGCACCCUAAGGAGAACAACAGACUCCACCCUGCCUCCUGGGACAAUUCCAAUCACUGUCCUUUGAAGUACAGUGGAUCUAGAGAGGAAGGACAAUUGCCACUUAACAUGAGGAAUUUCAGUCUUGAAGGGGUUGAGGAGGUGAACUGGGGGGUGGACUGUGAUACAGCUGAAGUCAGCUGUGAAAUGGACCAUCGUGAUCAUGAUACCCAAGGACAACCCCGAAUGAUGCCCCAUGAUGGAAUUUGCUCAGCCAGUCCUGGAGUACUGUGGGGGAGUAGUGGCAUCCUGUGUGCUUGGAAGCUGAGUGAUAAGUAAAUAAAAGGAAAGAGAAAUAGAGAAUAUCCUAAAACAUAUUUCAAGCUGAGAAUACCUUUAAAAGCUUCUAACUCACGGAAGAAUGCUAAAGGGAAGGGAGAAUCUUGUAAAUCUUCCCCUGACCUUGAAGCUUAGCAUUACUGUGGCCCAGAAAACACCCCUGGCUCUGCCCUGGUGCAGCCAUCUAUAGGUGGUCACAGCCUCUGAAUGCCCUGUGGAGCCACACAUGAGAUUGCUGUGGAAUUAGGCAGGGUCCUUUUGGCUGCAGAUGAGAAAAGGUUAACUAAAAAGGGGCAUGGGAUCUAUUGGUUCUUGCAACUGGAAAGAAAGGAAAUUAUGGAAUCACAGACCCAUAGGAGGAACCAGAGGAGACAGGGCCUGAAGGAUGAGAACUGAGGCUUCUCUCCCCUUUCCCUCUCUCUCCAUCUCCCUGUGCUGCUUCUCCUUGCCCAUUUCUCUCCUCUGCAUCUGAGGGUGAUGCCCCUGUCCCACCAGGUGUACAGCCUGCCACUGUGACUGCAAAGGCUAAAGAAAAAGACAGUCUUCCACACCAGCUCUGCCAACACCCUCCCAGGGAGGACUUGUGGUAGCACAAGGUACCACAUGUAAGGAAAUUUAGUAAGUGCUGAGUUUGAGGAUUUUAUUCUUCCUGUAAUAGUUUCUUAUGGCUGCUGUAAUAAAUUAGCCCAAGCCAGGUGGCUUAAAAGAACAUAAAUUUAUUCUUUUACAUUUCUGGAGGUCAAAAGUCCUAAAUCUUCUAGAGAUAAAACCAAGGUGUUGGUGGGGCUGCUUCCCCUGGGAAGUUCUAGGAGAGGACCAUUUCCUAGCCUUUUCUGGUUCCAGAAGGAGCCUGCAUUCCUUUGUUGAUGUCCCCUUCUCUAUCUUAAGAGAAUAACACUCCAACCCCUGUGUUCCUUGUCCCAUCUUCUGUUCCCUUUGAUCUUCCUGCCUUCCUUUUAUGAUGACCUUUGUGAUUAUAUUUGUGACCCACGCAGUUAAUCUAGAAUAAGCUCCUCAUCUCAAGACCCUUAACUUAGUUGUAUCUGCAAAGUCCCUUUGUAUAUAAUGUGACAUUGAUAGGUUUUGGUGAUUAGGAUAUGGAUCUCUUUUGGGGCCAUAAUUCAACCCACGACAUACAUUCUCUAGUUAAAAUACUGUACAGUAGUCCCCAUUUAUUCUUGGUUUCUCCUUCCCUGGUUUCAGUUACCUGAAGUCAAUUGAGUUUCAAAAAUAUUAAAUGGAAAAUGCCAGAAAUAAGCAAUUCAUAAGUUUUAAAUCAC